This is a messenger RNA of Aspergillus glaucus CBS 516.65, 1671 nucleotides long. RefSeq names its product putative cell surface protein (gene dprA). The transcript has 5 exons. The record is from RefSeq and is a predicted model, not a curated record. Bases 175 to 1398 code for a protein of 407 amino acids. Lineage: Eukaryota; Fungi; Ascomycota; Eurotiomycetes; Eurotiales; Aspergillaceae.
CGGGAUCGAUUCUGGAGGGUUGCGCGUUGAGAUGAACAUGGGGAAUACGAGGUUGGGUUAUAUAAACCCAAUUGGUACUCGGAAUUCAAUGCAGACUAUCAGAUUAUUUCAAUCAACAAAGCUUUUAUCAUUGAAAGACCAUAUCUCUUCUAUUGUUUACUUUCGAUAUUUAUCAUGGACAACAUCGUGCACAAGGUCAAGGAUGCCGUCACUGGUCACGGCUCUUCCAAGGGAAGCAGUGGCCAGUACGACUCGGCUAAACAGGGCUCCAACGAUGCGUACCACAGUGGAUCUUCCAACAACAACGCUAGCUCCUACGACUCCUCCAACCUUGGUAACAAGGGCCAUGACCUGAAGAACCAAGGCGGAAACUACGGAAAAGACGCUAGCAGCUACGGCAAAGACACUGGUAGCUACGGAAAGGACACUGGUAGCUACGGAAAGGACACUGGUAGCUACGGNAAGGACACUGGUAGCUACGGCAAGGACACUGGCAGCUACGGAAAGGACACUGGCAACUACAGCACCGGUGCCAGCGACUACAGUUCCCCUCAUGGUAACUACGGCUCCGGCGCAGGCCGUGGUGACUAUGGCUCGGGUGCUGGCUCAGGUGCUGGCAACUACGGAUCCUCAAACACUGGCGGUUAUGGCAGUGGUAACAAGCAGUCUGGAAGCUACGGCGGACAUGACAACAUCGCCUCCCCCAAGACCGGGAACUAUGGCUCCCAUCAGACUGGCAACUUUGGAGCCGCAACCGACAAAUACGGAUCCUCAAACACUGGUGGUUAUGGUAGUCAGCAGUCUGGAAACUACGGCUCCGGAUCGGACAAAUAUGGAUCUUCGAACACUGGCGGCUAUGGUGGUCAGCAGUCUGGAAACUACGGCUCUGGAUCGGACAAAUACGGAUCUUCGAACACUGGCGGCUACGGUAGUCACCAGUCCGGAAACUACGGCUCCGGAUCGGACAAAUACACCUCUGGAACGGACAACUACCCCUCUUCCAAGACGGGUGGAUAUGACUCGGGUGCCGACAGCUACGGCAGCAAGUCCAACUAUAGCUCUGGAGCCGGCAAAUACGGAUCUGAGACCGGAGGCUAUGGCAACCAGACUGACAGCGCCGGCGCAGGAACUGGUGGCAUAGGCCAUGGUGGUGGUUCGAGUGUCACUGACACUGGCCGUCACAGCUCCAACUUGGCGAACAAGUUGGACCCGAGAGUGGACUCCGACAAUGAAAACCGCGCUCGUCACCAGGCCUUUGGCGGUGGCGCUCAGGGUGGUAGCAGCUACAACAACCCGAGCUCGACCGCAGGACCUCACAACUCCAACUUGACCAACAAGUUGGAUCCUCGCGUUGACUCGGACUUGGACAACCGCGCUACUCUUGGAACUCAGCGCUAAUGGUUGUCUGUUUGGGGGCAACAUGUUACGACUAAUGCGUUAUUGACUUUGAUUCUAUGACUCGAUAAUAUUGGGCUUUAGUAUGGGUUUUGGAUAUGGGAUUUUGUUUAUUUUGUGUAUCAUAGCAGAUUGAGUCCUUUUACAGGAACAUAAUUGCCAUUUUCUACGAAGUUCUCAGUGAUUUUUGACACACCUGUGUAGCCAGUGAUCUCGACCUGGGGCUUACAACGGCCGGUUACUACAGGGGUAGUACGGAAUUGAAAAGGGUGUAGU